Scylla paramamosain (green mud crab) is the source of this 1352-nucleotide messenger RNA. RefSeq names its product myosin-2 essential light chain-like (gene Mlc-c). The record is from RefSeq and is a predicted model, not a curated record. Gene Ontology annotation, cellular component: myosin II complex. The transcript has 5 exons. The coding region runs from base 130 to 573 and encodes 147 amino acids. Gene Ontology annotation, molecular function: calcium ion binding; myosin heavy chain binding. NCBI's taxonomy places the organism in Eukaryota, Metazoa, Arthropoda, Malacostraca, Decapoda, Portunidae.
GGAGACAUAAGGAUGGCUCACUGCAUGUAUAAUAAGGAGAAAACCGGAAUGGCAUGAUUUUUAAAAGAGGUUGGUGGCGGGCGGCGAGUUCAGUCCCGCCGAGAUAAGUGUAGAGGAAGCAUCGUUGCUAUGGCUGCCUUCAACGAGGACCAGAUCGUGGAGUUCCAAGAGGCCUUCAGCAUCUUUGACCAGAAAGGCGAUGGCAAGAUCCAGGUGUCCCAAAUUGGGGAGGUGCUGCGGGCACUCGGACAGAACCCCACUGAGGCCGAUGUGAAGAAGCUGUCUCACCAGCACCGUCCAGAUGAGAGGAUCAGCUUUGAGGUGUUCUUGCCCAUCAUGCAGACUAUCUCCCGCCAACGCCCCGUUGAUACUGCCGAUGACUUCAUUGAGGGACUGCGUCACUUUGACAAGGACGGCAAUGGUUACAUCUCAUCUGCUGAACUGCGACACCUCAUGACACACUUGGGAGAGAAGCUUACUGAUGAGGAGGUGGAGCAGCUGCUGGCUGGUCAAGAAGACUCUCAGGGCAACAUCAACUAUGAGGAGUUUGUUCGCCUUGUCCUCAGCGCUUAGCCUCCCUUCCGUCACAUUAGUGCAUGGGAAGUGAUAGCUGUCCACUCCUUCAGUAUUUUUAUUUGCAAGUGCUUGUGUCUUAUUUAUGUUUGCUUGAAAUUAUAUAAGUAUUUUAAAAUAAAUGCACAUUACAUAUUUUCAUGAAAUGCUAAGUUUGGAUGUGUGUUUGCAUAAAACUGGAAACCUCUUUGAUGUUGUCUUCCCAGAAACAUCCAGGUUAGAUUUCAGUCUUCCUCCCAAGAAAACAAUAUAGUUUUCCUAGCUAUCUCAUUCCUUAUUAUACAUGUUUGUUUUGUCUUGUGUUCUUACCUAGAAUUCUCCAGCUUUAAAGUUUCUGUGACUGAUCCUGUCUCCCUUCUGUACUGCUGUUUCUCCAUGCUAUGACAAAACUAUCUGAGGGAAGAUAAACUAAGGGAGACCCUUUGCUAAAGCAGCACAACAUAGCUAGCAGCUUUGACUACUAACACACUACAAUAUGACCUUGUGGCGGCAUAUGAUGGAGGAAAGAGACCAAUGUACUUAAUCCUGAGAAGUGAUUUGGUACGUCUGGAUAAUGCUGAAUUUUUGCAUAUGAUUUUGAUCAAGUUGUUCAUUAAAUAUUCAAUAUGAUUUUUGACAUUGAUUUUGCAAUGAGGUUCACACAGGAAAGGUAAAAUGUUAUGGAGUUUCUUCCUUUUUAUAAUAAUUCUAUUGAUCCCCUUAGUAUUUGAGCAUUCCAGGGCUGAUUUAAGUGCCUGAGAUAGUUGUUAAAGGAAAAUAAAAUUUUAUAAGCAAGUCUA